Messenger RNA from Abrus precatorius (Indian licorice), 2187 nucleotides. RefSeq names its product basic 7S globulin-like. The transcript has a single exon. Lineage: Eukaryota; Viridiplantae; Streptophyta; Magnoliopsida; Fabales; Fabaceae. The record is from RefSeq and is a predicted model, not a curated record. Gene Ontology annotation, molecular function: aspartic-type endopeptidase activity. The coding region runs from base 224 to 1489 and encodes 421 amino acids. Gene Ontology annotation, biological process: proteolysis.
GCUCACAAUUGCAAGGAGAGAGAAGAAGAGAAGAUAAGCACGCAGAGUGUCAUCUAGUCAGCAAAACCAAAAGUGGAGAGUGGACUCUCAUAUAUUCUUAAUUCCUGGGCCUUAUCCAACUCAACCCCCAAUCCAAUCCAAACCAAACCAUAUUUCAAGGCAGCCGCGGCGACCCACCGCCGACACACCCUCCUUUCAUUUCAACUGCCAACUACUCUCUCCCAUGGCUUCCUCUUCCCUCUCUUUCUCCCUUCUCUUCCUUCUUCUCAAUCUCUGUUACGCUCAAACCUCCGCAAUUUCUCUCACCCUCCCUUUGACAAAAGACGAUGCAACGCUUCAGUACCUGACAACUCUCUCCUACGGCACUCCUCUUGUGCCCACCAAGCUCGUGCUUGAUCUUGGAGGUUCACUCCUCUGGGUUGAUUGUGCCUCCCGAACCACCCCUUCUUCUUCUCUCACCACCGUUUUUCUCCGCUCUGUCCAAUGCCUCACGGCGCAAAGCCCUGAAAUUGAGACCCAAACGUGGCUUCAAAGCCUUGCAAACCCUGCAGAUCAGGACCAGCCAUGUCAAGUUCCUGCAGAGAACAGUUUUACAGGGAAAAGGGUCACAGAAGGAGAGCUAGUCGAAGAUCUCGUGGCUUUGAAAUCAACGGACAACAAGAUUGAACCCACUUUGCAAACGCUCUUCACAUGUUCACCAACUCUACUGUUGAACGGGUUAGCAGCUGGUGCUAGAGGCAUGGUGGGUCUGGGUAGAUCUCGCACUUCUUUUUCUUCACAGGUUUUCCAUUCACUCACCGCCCAAAGAAAAAUCACUCUUUGCCUCUCUCCUUCUUCUGGGGUUGUCCUAUUUGGCAAAACGCCCCAUGAAUCUCAACCUGGCUCUGAAAUCCUCAGAUCUCUAACGUUCACACCCCUCGUCGCCGACCAAGACCAGACAUACCCUUCUAUCAACGUUAAUUCCAUCAAAAUCAACGGAAAAAAGGUGUCUUUCAACACCCCAUCAUUGUCACAAGAGGGUAACGGAAUGACUCAAUUGAGCACGGUUUUGCCUUACACCACUCUCCAGAGUUCCAUCUAUUCUAACUUCGAGAGUGCGUAUUUGAAGGCUGCAUCGUCUAUGAACAUCACCAGAGUGGAUCCAGUGGCACCCUUUGGGCUUUGUUUCAGCUCCAACGGUGUUGGGAGCUCUCAGGUUGGGCCAAAGGUGCCGGUUAUUGAGUUGGUGUUGCAGAGUGAGAUGGUAAAGUGGAGCAUACAUGGAAGAAACUCCAUGGUGCGGGUUAGCGACGAUGUUAUGUGUUUGGGGUUCUUGGAUGGAGGUUUGAACCCUAGAAAUCCCAUUGUGAUUGGAGGGUAUCAAUUGGAGGAUGUGUUGGUGCAGUUUGAUUUAGAUACUUCCAUGGUGGGAUUUAGCUCUUCACUUUUGAUGAGGCAAAUUAGUUGUUCUGAUUUCAAACCCGGUUCCAUGGCUGCACAGUCUGUAUGAGUUUGACCCUCAUCUUGUGAUAAAUGAUUACCCAUACCACAUAGUUUUCUUAGAUUAAGGUGAGAUCUGAAGAGUUUAAUAGGUUUUGUAAUAAUCUUUUUUCCUUUUUUUUGACUCCCUCGCGGUAUGUGUAUACCACUGCUUAUGGCGUUGGCAUUUUUGGUUCAAUGUUUAAUUUUGAUAUUGGGAAUCCUUCUUCCACUGUAAGGAAAAUUGAAAUCUGUUGAGUUACCCCAUUGGAAGCGUGUGAUUGACUAUUUUAUUUUAUUUUUCUUAUUUGGUCUGUUUUGAUGAGAAAUGGAAUUCGUUGUGGAAUAUUGAUAAUGCGAAAAGCAUAUCCAUUAUAAGGCAAAGUUAAGAUACAGUAAUACCGCACACUGUUUUAUCCCAAAAAACAAAAGAUGUGGCGCAAAGAAUAUUUCUUUUUAUUCGUUCACGAUGCUGUCUGGUUAAGGAGUACAGAAACAUGAUAUUUACUUUUCGCCACAAAAUAAGGCUUCUGGACUGAAACCAUUCUUUUCCUUUGAUGGUCAAUUCAAAUAAGCUUGCUAUGUUGUCGGUGGCAUAGGUUAUAUAUUUCAAGCUUGUUACGCUUGGUAAUUCAAUUUUCAAUGUUGAAAUUAAUUUGAUACAAAUUUAUUUUUUGCUGUCGGAAUAUAAUUUUGUGCUGAAUUCUGACAUUGAUAUUAUCUCCGUAA